Dromiciops gliroides (monito del monte) is the source of this 348-nucleotide messenger RNA. RefSeq names its product multifunctional methyltransferase subunit TRM112-like protein. The transcript has a single exon. Lineage: Eukaryota; Metazoa; Chordata; Mammalia; Microbiotheria; Microbiotheriidae. Gene Ontology annotation, molecular function: protein heterodimerization activity. The coding region runs from base 1 to 348 and encodes 115 amino acids. The record is from RefSeq and is a predicted model, not a curated record. Gene Ontology annotation, biological process: rRNA (guanine-N7)-methylation; tRNA methylation; peptidyl-glutamine methylation.
AUGAAGCUGCUGACCCACAACUUGCUGAGCUCCCACAUGUGUGGAAUGGGGCCCCGGGGCUUCCUGCUGUGUAUCCAGGCCACCAAGAUCUGCGUGAGCCCCGUGGACUUCAACCCAGACUUCGUGACGUGCAUGAUCCCCAAGAUGGAGUGGGCAGCGCUGGUGGAAGCAGCCAAGAGCCUGGGACACCUGUCUGAGCUGCCCCAGCAGCUGGCAGAUGGCUAUGAGAAGGAUGAAGAGUUUCUGAGGAAUGUGCACCACCUCUUGUUAGAGGUGGAGGUGGUCAAGGGCACCCUGCAGUGCCUUGGUCCCCAUCAGCCGAGGGAUCCCCAACAUGCUGCUGAAUGA